UCUCUCUCCCCUUCCCUCCCUCCCUCUAUAUUCUACUCUUUGCACACACACACACAUAUAUAUAUAUAUAUAUACAACAAUCUUAUAUACAUACACGCUCAUAUAUCACACAUAACAAUGUGUCAGCUUACCACAUCUUCUCUGUGCUGCUGCAAAUGCAAUUUAAGCACUCGUUACGUCGUUCCAAUGAAUGAUCCGGAAAAUCCCUGCGCGCUCACCACACCGCUCAUGAUCCCAAAAAGAGCAACAACAACAUCAUCAUGGAAAGAACAGGAGCAAACGCACCAGACACACAAACCCCACAAAUCCCAUUUCUCGUCUGUCAUAGCAGAGGCCAAUUCCAUGGCCAAAAUAGCUUUCCCAAUGAUACUCACUGGGCUUUUACUUUAUUCUCGAUCAAUGAUUUCCAUGCUUUUCCUCGGCCAUCUCGGUGAACUCGCUUUGGCUGGUGGUUCUCUUGCUGUUGGUUUCGCCAACAUCACCGGCUAUUCUAUUCUCUCUGGACUCGCUAUGGGUAUGGAACCGAUUUGUAGUCAAGCUUUUGGUGCUAAAAAACAUUCUCUGCUUGGUCUCUCUCUGCAGAGGAGUGUUCUCCUCUUGAUCUUUGCUUCCAUACCCAUAUCUCUUCUAUGGCUAAACAUGAAGAAAACCCUUCUGGUUUUUGGACAAGACGAAUCUAUUUCUUCAGAAGCUCAAUCUUAUCUUCUCUAUUCUCUUCCUGACCUUGUUGCUCAAUCUUUUCUACACCCAUUGAGAAUCUACCUUAGAACUCAAUCCAUUACUCUGCCUCUAACAUUCUGUGCUACUCUGUCUAUUUUCCUCCACGUCCCCAUUAAUUACCUCCUCGUUUCCCAUCUGAAUUUGGGAAUCAAAGGGGUCGCGCUUGGCGGGGUUUGGACCAAUUUCAAUCUCGUAGCUUCUCUGAUCGUCUACAUCCUCGUCUCCGGGGUCCACAAGAAAACUUGGGAUGGAAUCUCCAUGGAAUGUUUCAGAGAAUGGAAAAGCCUCCUCAAUUUGGCGAUUCCGAGCUGCAUUUCUGUUUGCCUCGAAUGGUGGUGGUAUGAAAUCAUGAUCCUUCUGUGCGGUUUGCUGUUAAAUCCGGAAGCGACCGUGGCAUCAAUGGGGAUUCUGAUACAAACCACGGCGUUAAUCUACAUAUUCCCUUCGUCUCUAAGCUUCAGCGUUUCAACAAGGGUCGGUAACGAACUAGGAGCCGAUCAACCAGAGAAAGCGAAACUCGCAGCCAUUGUGGGCUUAUCUUGCAGCUUCAUAUUGGGAUUUUCGGCAUUGAUCUUUGCUGUUAUGGUAAGGAACAUUUGGUCAAGCAUGUUUACAGAGGACAAAGAGAUUAUGGCCUUGACAUCAUUGGUUUUGCCUAUAAUUGGACUUUGCGAGCUCGGAAACUGCCCGCAAACCACUGGAUGCGGGGUUUUAAGAGGAACAGCGAGGCCCAGAGUGGGAGCCAAUAUAAACUUGGGUUGCUUUUACAUUGUUGGAAUGCCGGUGGCAUUGGGUUUGUCUUUCUUUGCCGGUUUUGACUUUCUGGGUCUAUGGCUUGGACUAUUGGCCGCACAGGGCUGCUGUGCUCUGACUAUGUUGGUGGUUUUGGGUCGGACUGAUUGGAAUUCUGAGGCACAGAGAGCUAUUAAGCUGACCGGUCCGACUACUCUGGUUGUUGAUGAUGGUGUUCAUAAAAGCAGCAGCGACCAAGUUGAGGAACAGAAGCAGAGCAAAGAAGAAACCAAGGAUUGUUUAAACUUAAAAAGCAUCGAGGAAGGGAAGCAGAGCAAAGAAGAAACCAAGGAAGAUUGUUUAAACUUCCAAUGAUUUUAUGAAUUGCAAAAUCUAUAUGGUGUAAAGGUUGAAAAAACUUCCUGACAUGAAUGUUUUGACAUUCAAUUCCAAAAUCCAUUUUGUUCGAUAUGUAUAUUUAUUUUUUAAUAAAAUAAUACUAAUUGAUAAUAACUAUUAAUUUA
This is a messenger RNA of Ziziphus jujuba (common jujube), 1976 nucleotides long. Its product is annotated as protein DETOXIFICATION 49. The coding region runs from base 118 to 1827 and encodes 569 amino acids. Gene Ontology annotation, cellular component: membrane. Gene Ontology annotation, molecular function: xenobiotic transmembrane transporter activity; antiporter activity. The record is from RefSeq and is a predicted model, not a curated record. NCBI's taxonomy places the organism in Eukaryota, Viridiplantae, Streptophyta, Magnoliopsida, Rosales, Rhamnaceae. The transcript has a single exon. Gene Ontology annotation, biological process: xenobiotic detoxification by transmembrane export across the plasma membrane.